This is a messenger RNA of Neogale vison (American mink), 528 nucleotides long. It is a transcript of the gene C13H15orf62, whose product is annotated as chromosome 13 C15orf62 homolog. The record is from RefSeq and is a predicted model, not a curated record. NCBI's taxonomy places the organism in Eukaryota, Metazoa, Chordata, Mammalia, Carnivora, Mustelidae. The transcript has a single exon. The coding region runs from base 1 to 528 and encodes 175 amino acids.
AUGGAGACCUGGCGGAAAGGCUCCUUCCGCAAUGCCUCCUUCUUCAAGCGACUGAGCCUGGGGCGGCCACGGGGACUCCGGCGACAGGGCAGCGUGCUCAGCCAGGCGAGUACGGCUGGCGGGGACCACGAGGAGUACAGCAACAGAGAAGUCAUCCGGGAGUUGCGAGGGCGGCCAGAUGGCCGGCGCCUGCCUCUGUGGGGGGACGAGCAGCCCCGGGCCACCCUGCUGGCCCCACCCAAGCCUCCCCGCCUCUACCGAGAGAGCUCCAGCUGCCCCAACAUCCUGGAGCCCCCGCCCGCCUACCACACGGCCUACUCGGCCACCCUGCCUUCUGCGCUCUCCCUGGCAGGCGCCCUCCACCACUACUCUGACAAUGACCUUCUGGACACUCCCCCCUUCCAGGAGACACCUGCUCCAGACCUCAGUGAUCCCUUCUUCUCCUUCAAAGUGGACCUGGGGAUUUCACUUCUUGAGGAAGUUCUACAGAUGCUGAGGGAGCAAUUUCCGAGCGAACCUAGCUUCUGA